CGGCCAAAAGCAAAAUUUCAAACGGUUUGGAAAAUGAGAGGAGUAGAGAGAGAGGAUGUGAACAGCCACGGAAGAAAACGCCCAAGGACACCAAGGACAAGUUUAGUUCAAUAAAUUGUCAUUUUGUAAAAUAUAUGAAAGUCAUCCUGAAAAGAAUCAAAUUAGUUGAGACCAAUAUUACCGUCUAUAAAUAUAAAGCUUAUGUGCAGAGUGCCAUCCUCGGCAAGCAUCAAGCAAGACACAAAUUUUCGAAGAGGGAAAGAUUCUUAUUAGGAAAAGAACUUAAACCGUAUAAGAGCAGAACGCCUGGAAAUUUCGAUCCUAUUCAACGCGUUCAAGGUACAUCUUUUUUAUUGCCCCACCAAGAAAGAGAAAGGAAAUAGAAAGAACUCUUUUAACGCGUAGUAAAAGUUAACUAAACUAGUUAAAUUUACUAAAAAAGAAGUCUUUUCUUGAGGAAAGUGAAAUUUACUAGAAAUCAUGUCUUUACAAGCAAUCAUUUACAACAAGGAUGGGUUAUUUGUCUUGGAUCAACUUUUGCUUCCCCAUCAGCACAAAUAUGUUCCUGUAAAAAGUAUUGAGGAUUCAUUUUCUGUUAUUAAAAAUAUGCAAGUUCGUGGUGCACCCGCUAUCGGCAUUGUCGCAGCAUUAAGUGUCGCUGUCGGACUGAAGAAUUUGGAAGAAGGUAAAAAUGCGAAGGAUUUUGUUAUUGAUAGCUUAGAAUAUCUUAAACAAUCCCGACCUACUGCAGUCAAUCUUUUUGAGGCUUCUCAUAUCUUGCAGAAUGCUGCUCGCUCCGUCCACCCUUCUCAAGUCAAGGAAAAAGUUAUUCAAGAAGCAGAAGCUAUACUCGAUAGAGACCUGAGAGAUAAUCAUGCAAUUGGUGCUGCUGGCCGUCAGUUUCUUCUAAAUCAUUAUAAAGGAACCAAGACUAAGCUUACCAUCCUUACUCACUGCAACACUGGAUCAUUAGCUACUUCUGGGUAUGGUACUGCAUUGGGUGUUAUCCGGGCAUUGUAUGAAAACGGUAACUUGGAACAUGCAUUCUGUACUGAAACUCGCCCUUACAAUCAAGGUUCUCGCCUUACAGCUUUUGAGCUCGUACAUGAUCGUAUUCCAGCUACUUUAGUUACAGAUUCCACUGCUGCUUCCAUCAUGCACAAAAUCGACGCUAUUGUUGUGGGCGCUGAUCGUGUCACCAAGAACGGAGACACUGCAAACAAGAUUGGUACAUUGAAUUUGGCAAUUCUAGCCAACCACUUCAAUAUACCUUUUAUCGUUGCCGCCCCUUUCUCCUCCAUAGACUUAAACCUUGCAUCCGGUUCUCAGAUUACCAUCGAACAACGUCCUUCUAUUGAAAUGGUAACUGUUCGUGGACCUGUGGUGAAAAAUAGCGAUGCUACAGAAUUUGGAGACGCUGAACGAGUUCAUAUUGCAGCUCCUGGGAUCAAUACUUACUGUCCUGCAUUUGAUGUUACUCCUGCUAAACUAAUAGCUGCAGUUGCUACUGAGAAAGGUUACUUUACCGCUACAAACGGCAACUUUUCAUUUACGGAUUCUCGUGAAUCAGCAUGAACAAAAAAGUUGAUAAAUAAAACGUCUUUUGCAUUAGUAAAAUGAAUGCUUUUUAGAAAUAAAAAAGCACUAUUUUCGUUGUCUUUUUUUUUUAUAGCUUGUAAGCAAUAUCUUCUCUGUUUGCGAUUUAUAGAAUGUCUA
Schizosaccharomyces octosporus yFS286 is the source of this 1716-nucleotide messenger RNA. RefSeq names its product methylthioribose-1-phosphate isomerase. The record is from RefSeq and is a predicted model, not a curated record. Bases 481 to 1575 code for a protein of 364 amino acids. Gene Ontology annotation, molecular function: S-methyl-5-thioribose-1-phosphate isomerase activity. The transcript has a single exon. NCBI's taxonomy places the organism in Eukaryota, Fungi, Ascomycota, Schizosaccharomycetes, Schizosaccharomycetales, Schizosaccharomycetaceae.